Messenger RNA from Sphaeroforma arctica JP610, 206 nucleotides. RefSeq lists its product as hypothetical. The record is from RefSeq and is a predicted model, not a curated record. The annotation marks the transcript as partial. Gene Ontology annotation, molecular function: syntaxin binding. Gene Ontology annotation, cellular component: GARP complex. Gene Ontology annotation, biological process: Golgi to vacuole transport; endocytic recycling; retrograde transport, endosome to Golgi. The transcript has a single exon. NCBI's taxonomy places the organism in Eukaryota, Ichthyosporea, Ichthyophonida.
GUAAAAUUGCCGAACUGCACACACAACUGCGGUCGUGCGAUGCCAUGCUCAGCGCAAUGGAGGAGAUGCUGACUGUGUUCCAGAAGGACUUGGGGUCCAUCUCCACAGACAUCCAGACGCUGCAGUCGCAGAGCAUUGUUAUGAAUGAGAAGCUCAGCAACCGCCGAGCUGUCGAAGCCAAGCUUAGUACUGUGAUCCACGAAGCG